This is a messenger RNA of Seminavis robusta, 1196 nucleotides long. The record is from the annotation of a GenBank genome assembly. Lineage: Eukaryota; Bacillariophyta; Bacillariophyceae; Naviculales; Naviculaceae.
GAAAGCUAAAUUACAUAAAUUGAGGUCCAAAUGAAUGGUUUUGGGUUUUAUUUUAUUUCAUUAUGGGACGAUCGACCGCGCCCUCCAUCAUUGGCAACUCUUCACCUCGCCACAAGAAUGAGCUUUGGUGAAACAGUUCUCACUUCGAUCGAUUGUCAUACGAACAGGCCAACUAACAAGAGCACACUUCAUCAAUUCUAUUGUAUGAUUGAUUGAUUGGUACUUUACACAAGAGAACUCAGAAAACAAAAGCAGCAGCAACCAUGUCGUCAAGACCAACAUCCACAGGCGGAAAGCCACCUCUGUACAAGAUUGUCAUGCUAGGAGACUCUGGUGUAGGCAAAACGAGUCUCGUGGCGCGGUUGACAAAUCCAGAUCGACCUUUGAACCACGAUAUUUCGGCCACCAUGGGCAUUGAGUUUGACACUCAAAUGCUGGACACAGAGCAUGGAAAAGUAAAAGCGCAAAUCUGGGAUACUGCCGGACAAGAAAGGUUCGCUCGCGUGCUACUUCCCACCUAUUUUCGCAAGGCAAAGGGAGUGAUUCUGGUGUAUGAUAUUUCCAAUGCCAAGUCCUUUGAAUCGCUCUCGGAACGCUGGAUGGCCCAGCUCAAUGACCAUGCUUCCAGUGAUGAUCUUGCAAAGCUUCUAGUAGGAAAUAAGAGUGAUUUAGAAGCGUCUCGUGAAGUCACUCAAGAAAAGGCCGAACAGUUCUGCCAAGAGUACGGUAUGGAGAUGCUGGAGACGUCUGCCAAGAGCGGGGAGAAUGUAUUGAAGGCAUUUGAAAAGCUGAUUGGUAUUGUGCAUGAUCGAGCACUUGCUGCCUCAAAGAACAAGACAGGGAUCAAAGGCAUCAAUGGAAGCCAACAGAACACUGUCAAAUUAGAUGAUCACAACGGGGCACAGGAUGCAUCCUCUGGGGAUGCAAGUGCAUGUGGCUGCUAAGGAAAAAAUGCAGGCCAAAUGAACCAACCCACGCGCCCAACACUCUUCUUCUUACAGUACUGACGAAUCGAAUCACCUGCGUAGCCGCUCCAGUGCAAGCCACCCCAGCGCUCAGAGAUUGAUCAUUCCGACGGACAACGAACCAAAUUCCUCCUUCAACCAUUUUAGGGACAGCAUAUUCUUCUCUGAUCUAAAUGAAGCAUGUAUUUAGUACAAUUACAAUAAAGUAUUGACAUUCCGUGUUUUCGAUUC